This is a messenger RNA of Patella vulgata (common limpet), 1917 nucleotides long. RefSeq names its product T-complex protein 1 subunit theta. Gene Ontology annotation, molecular function: ATP hydrolysis activity; ATP-dependent protein folding chaperone; ATP binding. Gene Ontology annotation, biological process: protein folding. Bases 81 to 1718 code for a protein of 545 amino acids. Gene Ontology annotation, cellular component: chaperonin-containing T-complex. Lineage: Eukaryota; Metazoa; Mollusca; Gastropoda; Patellidae. The record is from RefSeq and is a predicted model, not a curated record. The transcript is spliced from 16 exons.
AUGGAAAAGUCACGAAGGCAUAUCGGUAAACUACGAUGAAGUCCGGAGUUACAUAGCAUUGUGGGAUUGGAAUAAAGAAGAUGGCUCUACACGUACCGAAAGCUCCGGGCUUUGCCCAAAUGCUUAAACAAGGCGCUAAGCAUUAUUCUGGUUUAGAUGAAGCCAUCUAUAAAAAUAUUGAUGCCUGCAAGGAACUUGCGAAGACUACGAAAUCAGCUUAUGGUCCGCAUGGUCAAAAUAAGAUGGUUAUCAAUCAUUUAGAGAAACUCUUUGUCACUAAUGAUGCUGCUACUAUUUUACGUGAAUUGGAGGUUCAACAUCCUGCUGCUAAAAUGAUUGUAAUGGCAUCACAACAACAGGAACUUGAAUGUGGAGAUGGCACCAAUUUUGUUCUUAUUUUUGCAGGCGCUUUACUUUCAAAUGCAGAAGAACUACUAAGAAUGGGUUUGUCAGUAACUGAAGUAAUCGCUGGCUAUGAAUUGGCAUGUAAAAAGGCAUUGGAAAUUUUACCAGACUUAGUUGUUGAUGAAGCUAAAGACUUGAGAAAUAAAACUGAAGUUAGUAAUGCCAUUAAGACUGCAGUGAUGAGUAAACAGUAUGGAAAUGAAGAUUUUUUAGCACCUUUAAUAGCUAAUGCAUGUAUAUCAAUUUUACCACAAAAAAUUAGUUUUAAUGUGGAUAAUGUCAGAGUUUGUAAAGUUCUGGGUGCAGGAAUUACACAAAGCGAGGUAAUCCAAGGAAUGGUGUUUAAGAGAGAAAUUGAUGGGGAAGUCACCAAAGUGUCGAAUUGUAAAAUAGUAGCCUUUUCUUGUCCAUUUGAUAUUAUGCAGACUGAGACAAAAGGCACUGUUCUUAUUAAAAAUGCUAAGGAACUUGUCGAUUAUAGUAAAGGUGAAGAAAUACAAAUUGAAGAGCAUAUCAAGGCUAUUGCUGAUACAGGAAUCAAUGUUAUUGUUACUGGUGGUAAAAUAGGAGAUCUAGCUCAACAUUACUGUAACAAAUAUAAGUUAAUGGUUGUUCGUCUCAUGUCUAAGUUUGAUCUCAGAAGACUGUGUAAAUGUGUAGGAGCCACUGCUUUACCAAAAAUUGCACCACCUACGUCAAGAGAGAUCGGUUUCUGUAGUCAAGUUUAUGUUGAUGAAGUAGGAAAUACACCACUUGUUAUUUUCAAACAGGAUAAAGAGGAGUCUGCUGUGGCAACAAUAUUAGUUCGUGGUUCAACAGAUAAUAUUAUGGAUGAUAUAGAGAGAGCUAUUGAUGAUGGUGUCAAUACAUUUAAAGCUUUAACAAAGGAUGUCAAAUUGGUAGCCGGAGCUGGUGCUACAGAAAUAGAACUUGCUAAACAAAUCACAACAUUUGGAGAGAGUUUGCCUGGGUUAGAACAAUAUGCUGUCAAGAAAUUUGCUGAAUCGUUAGAAGUUAUACCUCGAUCAUUAGCUGAAAAUACUGGUGUCAAGGCUACUGAAGUUAUGGCCAAGUUAUAUGCUGCUCAUCAAGAAGGCAAGAAAACUGUUGGUAUUGAUGUUGAAGGUAUUGGAGCAACAGUAAAAGAUGCUAAAGAAGCUGGCGUUAUAGAUCUAUUUAUAACCAAACACUGGGGAAUUAAAUUUUCUACUACAUCAGCAUGUACUGUUCUUAAUGUUGAUCAGAUAAUUAUGUCUAAACCAGCUGGUGGACCCAAAGUUAAGGAGAACAAGAACUAUGAUGAAGAUGAUUAAACCAAUAUAUAUAUAUCUAUAUAUGUUAUAACAUUUAGUACUACAUUAUUUAUAAAUACUACAUUAUUUAUAAAUAUUAUAUUACUUACAGAUUUUCGUCUUGUUAGCUUUUGUCCAUUUACACAUUUAUUUACAGGGGCAUAUAUCUUGUAUGUUAAAAAAUUUGUACCAAAUGAAUAAAACAAAAUUCUUUCACCAA